Raphanus sativus (radish) is the source of this 774-nucleotide messenger RNA. RefSeq names its product RING-H2 finger protein ATL8-like. The record is from RefSeq and is a predicted model, not a curated record. Lineage: Eukaryota; Viridiplantae; Streptophyta; Magnoliopsida; Brassicales; Brassicaceae. The transcript has a single exon. The annotation marks the transcript as partial.
CUACUCUCAACUUUUAAACCGAACUCUCUUCUCUUGUUGGUCUCUGUAAUGGCACGUCUUCUUCAAGAAGCCACCUCUCCAUCUCCGCUGGAGGUUUCUCCGACAUUAAGCUCCGAUCUCAUAGUCAUCAUAGCUGCUCUUCUCUGUGCACUCAUUUGCGUCCUCGGCUUACUCGCCGUCUCUCGAUGCACCUGGCUCUGGCGUAUAGCCACCUCGAACUCGGGCCAGACUCAUCAACCGCCGGUAGCUGCGGCCAAUAAAGGAUUGAAAAAGAAAGUCCUCCGUUCUCUGCCGAAGGUCACCUACUCGCCGGAUUCUCCACCGGCGGAGAAACUCGCCGAGUGUGCUAUCUGUCUGACGGAAUUCGCCCCCGGCGAUGAGAUCAGAGUGUUGCCGCAGUGUGGUCAUGGUUUCCACGUAUCGUGUAUUGACACGUGGCUUGGGUCCCAUUCUUCGUGUCCUUCUUGCCGUCAAAUCUUGGUUGUUGCUAGUGCUAGGUGUCACAAAUGCGGCGGGUUGCCCGGUAGCUCAAGCUCAGGAUCCGAACCCGAUGCCGGUAUCAAGCAACUUGAAGAUGCUCCUGAUAAUUUCUUACCUUGAUUCUUUUGAGACCUUUCCCCAUAUUUCACACUAUAUAUAAUAUAUUAAGAAUGUUCAUUGUCAUCAUUUUAAUGGAUAAUGUUAAUCUAUCAUAUGCAUUAAUAUAUAUAUUUAUUUGUUGUAAAUAUAUUAUGUAAUGGAAAGUUAAUAUCACAAACAUUUUAUUUCUUUGUA